AUGACAAUCAAAGACAUUGGUGUCCAUCUAGAUAUCUGUAAAUGGAUCUUCUUCAAGGACCUCUCAGCUCAUGUCCAGGACGAAGGAGUAGAUACAGCCUCAGUGAGAAGGAAAAGUCCCAAAUCGGGUAUACAGUCAAUUGAUUCCCAGAAACUGCUGUACUUUGUAUUUCCUAGGGAUCCGUUCUUCGAGAAGGAGUUUCAUACAGUUGGCAAGGAGUUAUUUUUUCUCCUUGAGUACUGUAUUGACUACUACAUGCAUGAUCCACUGCCCCACGAUAUAAAGAUUGCAGCAAUUGAGAGUCUGGUAUCUACCUCAAAGCUAAAAUGGGCAUCGCUUCAGAAGACUUUAAUCAAAGCCGGGAAUUUGCUCGACGAGACUCUGCCCGAGUAUCUACACAUACUUGUCGCUCAUCAGUGGAGUGUUCAAUUCCGGCUACAAUCGGAUUUUAUUGGCUCUGAGCAAGUUAUUCAUCAGUACUGUAUGCGAUCCAAACAGCCGGUUACUGGACGAGAGUAUGCCCUGAGAAUGCAAUUACACGUUUCACACUUGGAGAAGCUGAUACAAACAGAGCGAUAUAACCAGGCAAACAAAGAGGUAGGAGAAUGGAAAAUACAAGAGUUCAAUUCAGCAAUGAGCUCUCAGGUUGCGCCUAGUCAGACUUUGGUCAUUUAUAAGCUUGACCGCUGUCAGGGCAAUUUUGACGAGGUCUAUACAGCCCUGGAAAGCUGCUAUAACAGAAUCAAGGAGAAAAUGGCUCUCGCCAUUACCAGGUUCUUUGCGGAUUAG
Aspergillus affinis is the source of this 789-nucleotide messenger RNA. RefSeq lists its product as uncharacterized. The coding region runs from base 1 to 789 and encodes 262 amino acids. The transcript has 2 exons. The record is from RefSeq and is a predicted model, not a curated record. NCBI's taxonomy places the organism in Eukaryota, Fungi, Ascomycota, Eurotiomycetes, Eurotiales, Aspergillaceae.